Molecule: messenger RNA, 913 nt
Organism: Polychytrium aggregatum
Lineage: Eukaryota; Fungi; Chytridiomycota; Chytridiomycetes; Polychytriales
Product: glucosamine 6-phosphate acetyltransferase
Exons: 5
Coding region: 130-771 (213 amino acids)
Biological process (GO): UDP-N-acetylglucosamine biosynthetic process
Cellular component (GO): Golgi apparatus; endoplasmic reticulum; endoplasmic reticulum-Golgi intermediate compartment
Molecular function (GO): glucosamine 6-phosphate N-acetyltransferase activity; monosaccharide binding
Source: RefSeq, a predicted model, not a curated record
ACGCCAGCAUCCAUCUCGCCCACCAGUCAACAGACCACCCUCCUGCAGCCCUUUCGAUACCAGGAACAUUCCAAUCGCUGUCCACUCGCCCACCCUCAGCCUCCUUAAAUCCCGCUGCAUCCAAGCACAAUGGCCUCCCUCUUACUUAUCCCCAAGAUUAUCAUGUCGCUCUACGACCGCACCCGCAAUCGCUCCACCUCGGCCCCGGUAGCUCCCGCCGACGACCUUGCAAAGCCCGUCUCGCUGCCGAGCGCGCCAGCGCAGCCUGUGUCGGACUUGCAGUUCAACCCCGACGGUCUGAUCUCGGAAGAGGUGCUCAAGGGUCUGCCUGAGAAUCUCAAAAUCCGCCCCCUUUCCCGCAGCGACUACGAUAAAGGUUUUGUGGAAACGCUCAGCCAGUUGACCACGGUCGGGAAUCUCACUCGCGAGGUCUUUGAUGAGCGCUUUGCAAAACUGCAAAAGUACAACGAAGUCUACUUUUCAAUCGCCAUUGAAGAUGUUUCGAUUGGAAAAGUUGUGGCUCUGGGAACCAUCUUUAUUGAAGACAAGUUCAUCCACGAGGCAGGCUCGGUUGGCCACAUUGAAGACAUUGUCGUUAACGACUGUGCCCGGGGCAAGAACCUCGGACGAAUUGUCAUCGAGGCUCUGAAAUACAUUGGCCAGAGGCGCGGAGCCUACAAGACCCUGCUGGCAUGCAGCGAAAAGAACAUUGGCUUCUACAACAAGUGCGGCAUGAGCCAGAAGGAAGUGGUCAUGUCGGUGUACUACUAAAAACAACGCCCGAGUUUCACUUCGCCCUGCCUGUGUCCUCACAGCCCACGCAGCGGAUGAGAGGGCCGGGACCGGUGCUGCUCAAUCACAUGGAUCUGAUAUCUCUGCUUCUUGGCCCUCAGAGCUUCGCCCCCCUCCUCUC